AUGAGCAGCCCACGGCGCAGGAUCGAGACAGAUGUCAUGAAAAUGUAUGCACAACCGCCUCCCGACCCUGCCGACCUCUUCCGCGCUGACCGAUUCGCAGUGCAAGAGUUCUAUGUUAGGUUCAAGGGACCUGCAGAAACGCCAUUCGAGGGCGGCCUGUGGAAGGUCCACGUCGAACUACCGGAUACGUACCCGUAUAAGAGCCCGAGCAUCGGAUUCGUGAACCGCAUCUUCCACCCCAACAUUGACGAGUUGUCCGGCUCCGUGUGCCUCGACGUCAUCAACCAGACCUGGUCGCCCAUGUUUGACAUGAUCAACAUCUUCGAGGUGUUCCUACCACAGCUCCUGCGAUACCCGAACCCGACGGACCCCCUCAACGGCGAGGCCGCCGCUCUUCUGAUACGAGAGCCGAAAAGCUACGAAGCCAAAGUCAAGGAGUACGUCCAAAAGUAUGCGACAAAGGAUGCCGCCGACGAGGCCGGCGCGGAGAGCGAAGACGACGACGACAUGUCCUCGGUCGCCAGCUUCGACAACGACGAGGACGAGGAGCCCGCCGGUCAAAUGGACGACGUAUGA
Purpureocillium takamizusanense is the source of this 576-nucleotide messenger RNA. RefSeq names its product E2 ubiquitin-conjugating enzyme (gene ubc8). NCBI's taxonomy places the organism in Eukaryota, Fungi, Ascomycota, Sordariomycetes, Hypocreales, Ophiocordycipitaceae. The coding region runs from base 1 to 576 and encodes 191 amino acids. Gene Ontology annotation, cellular component: nucleus. Gene Ontology annotation, molecular function: ubiquitin conjugating enzyme activity. Gene Ontology annotation, biological process: ubiquitin-dependent protein catabolic process; protein polyubiquitination. The transcript has 8 exons. The record is from RefSeq and is a predicted model, not a curated record.